CGCGUUUUCGAGACGCGUCUAAAGAAUUCAUAUCAAUUUAUGCGUCCCCCUCGAUAUCAAGGUCCGCUUUAGAUAUUGUUUAAGCUACAAUUAAGUAAAUUUCAAUAUCAGCCAAUAUACAACUCUCUCCAUUCUAAAUAUUCUCGGUUCAACAACGGAAUUUAUAGAUGGUAGCAACUAUGAAAUCGCCAAUUUCGGAGGUGCAAACCGAGUCAAGAGCCGCGGCGAAACCCCAACGCACGCGAGUUCUCCGAACUUAUAGCAAACGUACUUUGUCGAGUGAUUCAGCACAACCCACUCCGAAAAGGGGACAUAUUGAGAAAGUCAACACAGCUGUAUUGUCAAAUGAUGAGAUAUCAACCAAGUUACCUUGUGAUACUACAAUUCCUCCUUCUCCCACCCUUCCUCCUGCACAACCCGCGAGGAAAGGCACGAUUAUGAAUUAUUUCAAAGUGGUUCCAUCAUCGCCAAGCUGCACACCACACUCGCCAGAACCGUCCUCCGAACCAGCUGAUCCAACAUGCACACCUCCAUCAUCCCCUCCCGUAUCCAACCUCCAACAGAAAAAAAGACGAAGACUCACCACUCGGAUAGUAUCUCGAGCUACAUCAGUAGAAUCAAAGAUGAAUUACAUGGUGGAUGAGGACGAAAAAGAAAGAGGCAAUGAGGUUGACGUGGGUUCCACGUUACCCAGCAACCCGUCACCAACACUAUCUGAAAUUUCCUCGGCAACAUUGAAUCUCCCGGUCGUCAAACCAAAAAGACAACCAGAUACCAAGCGCGAACGAAGUAUGAAGAAGACUUCCAAAGUCACUACAGUUCAGACAACAUUAAGUCUUUCAAUCGAGGACAAGGGAUUCACCGAAUGCAAAGAAUGCGAUAUGCUCUACAAUCCCCUACACAGGGAAGAUGCGAAAUACCAUGCCAAGCGCCACGCAGCGAUACUAAAGGCGAAGUUGAGCAGCUCUAAUAAUACUUAGGCACUGGAUCGAAUAAACUUACUUACCUCUACCUAGGUAUGCAUCAGCUGAAAGAGUGCCGUUACGAUGAUUAGAGUGCUUCUCCACCAUCCAAUCUUCAGCUCCAAAAUAGACAUUCAAAAAAGCUA
Messenger RNA from Daldinia caldariorum, 1108 nucleotides. RefSeq lists its product as uncharacterized. The record is from RefSeq and is a predicted model, not a curated record. The transcript has 3 exons. Bases 168 to 980 code for a protein of 270 amino acids. Lineage: Eukaryota; Fungi; Ascomycota; Sordariomycetes; Xylariales; Hypoxylaceae.